Molecule: messenger RNA, 3466 nt
Organism: Leptidea sinapis
Lineage: Eukaryota; Metazoa; Arthropoda; Insecta; Lepidoptera; Pieridae
Product: beta-1,3-glucosyltransferase
Exons: 12
Coding region: 290-1714 (474 amino acids)
Cellular component (GO): membrane
Molecular function (GO): N-acetylgalactosaminide beta-1,3-galactosyltransferase activity
Source: RefSeq, a predicted model, not a curated record
UUUAGCGAUCGGAAUGUAAACACAAAUUUGAAACUUUCUAGUUUUAAACUUAAAACAUCCACUGAACUGAAAUGACAAAAUCAUGUGAUAUUUUUUCGUGUUUUAGGUUUUAGUCAAUAUAAAUUAAAUAUUAUCUUUUAUUUUAUAUCGUGUGUCUUAUAAUGUAAUAAAUUAGGUAAAGUUCAAGUGAGCAAAAGAUGCUGUUAUUAACAUAAACAAUUAGUGUGACAAUCAGUUCAUAUCUGUGUGCGGAGAGGGCUGCACGCUUCUUGCAUGUUUUCCCGCCAAAAUGUACACGCGAGUCGCUUUACUUUUAUUCGCGUGGGUUGAUGUUGCGAUAACAUUCGAUUCAAGAAAUGUAGUUUUUACGAUAAUCAGUCAACCUGAGCCAUACCACGCUAGUGUUGCUCGUCGAUUGAAGAUGGAUAUCGAAACACAAGUGGUAGAACUGGAGAAAAGAGAAGCAAGGAUCCACAUAACUCAUGAAGAUUUUGCUGUAGGGGGUGCUUGGACCAUCAUCCCACUUUUGAGUCCUCUAGUAGAGAAAUACAGAAACAGUGCCGUGCGUUGGGUGUUGUUUGUGGAGCCACAUACGGCGGUGCGCUGUGCCAAGCUGAUUGAGGCUUUAGCUGCUGCUGACACACAAAAGGAUGCCAUGUGGGUGGGAUACCCACUAAGCGAUGACGAACCGACGAUAAUCCACCACUUCGCCUACUUCGAGGAGCUGGAAGAUGAGGGCGGUUUUGUGUAUCCGAAUUUUGCCAGUGGUUUUGCAAUGAAGAUGGAAUUGAUUGUCAGUAUAUCUAAUAAGGUAGAGAGCGGUGAGCGUCAGUUGGAAGCGGAGUUCUCAAUAGACCCUGCGUUUGAGCUUGCCAGGCUCGUGUACGGGGAUAUCCAUGACCGGGGCCCCUUGCUGACUGCAGACCAGAGCUUCUGUGUGGUAUCCGGCGAUAACUGUGCCACUUAUCCACGACAAUUCGAUACAUGUGGUAGCCCCGUGCCUGAGGACUCCAUAUACUUCGCGGUGAAGACUUGGAGCGGAUACCACGCCACACGUGCCAGGGUUGUCAAGAAGACCUGGGGCAGACAUGUCACAAACCUGCAGUUCUUUAGUGAUCGAAACGACUCGAGUCUUCCAGCUGUGGAUGUGGGUAUACCGAACACUGUGAGUGGACACUGCGCAAAAACUAUGGCUAUUUUGAAGGAGGUGGUUAAGCGAGUUGAGAACAUGACACACAUCAAGUGGAUAUUUUUGGCUGACGAUGACACCAUAUUAGGAGUUCAACGUCUUUGCGAGAUUCUGAGUUGCUACCGCGGCGGGGAUGACGUCACAGUGCUCGGAGAACGAUAUGGCUACGGCUAUGGGAACAAAGAGACUGCUAGUAAAGGGUACGACUACAUCACGGGUGGCGGCGGGACGGUGCUGAGCGUGGGAGCGAGCAAGUUGGCCAGCCGUUGCUCGUGCUCGACGCUCGGCUCGCCGGACGACAUGACGCUGGGAGCGUGCGCGACACACGUGCAGCGAGUGUCGCUCACACACUCGCCGCUCUUCCAUCAGGCUCGUCCACAAGACUACCCGCGCGAGGUGGUCGCACGCGAUCGGCCUGUCUCGUUCCACCGCCACUCGUCGCCCGAUCCUCUAAAGGUUUACGCCACCUGGUUCCAACAUGAUGACCUCGCGCUGCGCCCACGCGGACUCAAAGACGAACUCUAACGGACAAUUUUAAAUUAAGAUUUUAAAUUUAUGAUUAUUUUGACUCCAGCCUUUAUAUUGGUUUACUUUGUGGUCUAAUUACCGGCUGCAGAUUUCCCGAACAGAUGCGACUUAGGGAACUUCAAGCAUUGAGCAUACUCACAUCUUUAAGGACGGUAAUGCAUCUCUCGACCCCUGGUGUUGCAGAUGUCCAUAGGGGGCUCACCAUUUCCUAUCAACUGAGUCACUAGCUCGUUCGCCCUCUGCCCUAGAAAAACUAAUCUAAAAAAAACAUUUCGCUGUCUUACAUAGAGAGAGAGUGAAAAAAUAUAUCAACAAAACGAUUCAUCGAUCGGUUAUUGAAAUGUAGAAUCAGGAAAUGGAUAGAAAUAUUAAUCUCAGACCGCCAAAAGCGCUCGAAAGACAUUUGUUAUUAGUUGUUAUGUAACGUUUUUAAAAACCUAGUCAAGAUUUAAACUGAAUAAUCCUUAUUGAAAGAUCCUAUGAAAUGUAAAUGAAUAUAAAAUAAAUAUUAUAAAACACGUGUCGCUUCCCAUAGUAAUACGAAUUGCAUAUAAAUGUAUUCAAACCAUAAAAAUGUAAACAAGAAGGCGAUACAGUCGCGUUAAAUAUGUAAUAAAAUUAGAAUCAAAAUAGAUUUCUAUAUCUAUUUAUCUAAUUUUAAAUUAUCAGGCCAAGGAGGAAGGUUUUGAGUAAUAAUAAUUGUAAAACAUGACAAGUUCACGAAUUGACUUGUGUUAUAACUAUUAUUGAAAUGAUUUUAGCGUUUAGUCAACGGACACAUUAAAGUGUAGGUAUACCUUUAUUCCGUAUUUCCUUGGGCGGAUAUAUUUUUAAGAGUUUAUAUGAUCUACACACAUUAGCGAUAUCAACGAAGAAUAAAUUAAGAAUCGCGAACGGGGUAUUCGUGCUUCUACUGUGAAAUUAACUACUAUCACCCCAUGCGCUGGAACAGGGAGGAUAUUAUCUUGUUAUAUUCAGUUUCUACUUCAGACCGUAUGUAAACAUACUUUUGAUUGGUUGUUUUUGAAGUGCCUAUCCGGAUCUGACGUCACUAAGAUGGCCGUCUCUUGUUAUCUCUCAAUGCGCGAGGUAAAUAUAGCAUUCUAAGCGUUCGCUUUAGACCUUGUCUACAUUCAUAGAACGACAGUGAUCGAAGGCCAGCAAACUGUCUCGUUUCAUAGCUUUCUUAUGCCGUCGUUCGCUAUGGGUAUGUGAACCCAGCAAUAAGUGUUGCUUGAAGGCCGGUAACUGAACUAAUAUUAUAACGAUAAACAUAUCUAAAAUGUAUUUUAUUAAACAUAUUAAGUAUGUUAAAUAAAAUACAUAUUAAAGGAUUUUAAAACGCGUCUACUUGUAAUUGUUUUUUUUUUUCUUAAGGUAUUAAAAAUUGUUUAUUUAACUCGACAUUUCGUGACCUUUGAUAUAUCUAUAUAUAUAUAGGAGACGAACGUUUUAAGAGGAACUCACGCGUUUUAAUCCCUUAAAAAGAAUUUUAUUUCUAUGUAUAACACUCACGUUAAUCAAAAAAAAUCCUAACAUAUUUUAAUUUAUAUCACAUUCUUUAAUGGGCUGUAUUUAAAAAAAAAUGAUCUCGAUCUUGUAAAAUAAGUCAUAACAAACCAUUUUUUAGGCUAUUUAUUAGGACAUUUUUGUGAAAGCAUUGUUUGACUGGUUGCUGUUUUACGUUUUUAUAUUUUAAAUGUAAUUAAACAUAUCAAUUGUGUUUGAAUAAAGUUUAUUAGUUUUGUA